Molecule: messenger RNA, 1869 nt
Organism: Cyphellophora europaea CBS 101466
Lineage: Eukaryota; Fungi; Ascomycota; Eurotiomycetes; Chaetothyriales; Cyphellophoraceae
Exons: 1
Coding region: 1-1869 (622 amino acids)
Source: RefSeq, a predicted model, not a curated record
AUGGCCCGCACCAGGUCAGCCCGUCGAUCAGUCACGAAGAAGUCACCACUUGUCAAGUCCGUCCCAGGUUCCGUUCACGCUCGAUCAUCCAAGGCCUCUGCAAACGUACCCAAGGUCUUCACCUACAGACCGGUACGAAAACCAGAUUACUUUCGCUACUUCGUCUUGGAGCCUGGGACCAAGAGAUCUUUACUCCGAGGUCGCCUCGUGACCUGCAAGAUUGCCACGGCUCCGCCUUACGAUGCCAUCUCAUAUGCCUGGGGUAGCUCCGUGAGAUCCCACAAGCUCAUCUGUAAUGGUUGUCUGGUUCCUAUUACUUCAAGCCUCAACAAAGUUCUACGCCAGGUCCGAUAUCGAGACGAGUCUCAUGUUGUCUGGGUUGAUCAACUCUGUAUCAACCAGGAAGAUGAAGCGGAGAAAGGACACCAAGUAGGCCUCAUGGCUGAGGUCUAUCGCGGUGCUCGAAAGGUCUUGAUGUGUCUUGGAGGCUCCAAGGCACAGGGCAUCCGCCUCACAUCCCUGAUCAGCGAGAUUCGGGACGUCUACGAAGAGGAUGUGAGGAAUCGAGGCGAAUCUGUCAUAUUAAGCUCGUGCAAGACUUGCUUGCCGGAGGGCUUUAUGUCCGAUCCACGAUUCGAAGAUCUCGCUAUCAUCAUGCGGCAUGGCUAUUGGCGCAGAUUAUGGGCGAUUCAAGAGAUAGGGCUUGCACGCUGCCCGAAAGUUUGCGUCGGCAGUAGUCAUAUCGAUUGGCAUAUUUUUCUCGAAUCCAUCCAAUAUCUGAUGACACAUAAACGUUCCUGGCUUCUUACGCGGGGAUUCUCUCUGUCUAUCUCUCACAUGUACACUCUCGAGGGCUGGGGAUCGGUUGACAAGCGCCAUCUCUUGAUCGACAUACCCACUAACAGCCUCGACUUGCUUAAAGUGGUCUCGUCGUGCCGUUGGCUCGACGUCUCGGAUGAGCGCGACAGGAUCUACGCGCUGUUAGGACAUCCAGUUGCUACAUUACCUUCAGGCGAGCCUAUUAUUUUACCCGACUACACAAUCAAUGCGCGAGACUGUCUCAGACGCUUUACGACACAGUACAUACAAAAAACAGGUGAUCUGACCAUUUUGGCCAUGACUGAAUGGCAGGAUAACAUGCCGGAGAGCGGCAGUGCUUCGUGGGUUCCUUCUUGGAACGGACCUCGAGUCGUGCCCCUCGCGUGGUGGGGCACUUACGACGCUUCUAGAGAUCUGCCUAGGCAGCCCGUACUCUCUGGAGAUGUACUCCACGUCAAAGGCGUUGCGGUAGAUGUGAUCUCGGAUUCGUGGGACAUACUGGCUAAAAAAGCUAGGGAUCGCCGGUCCUUCAGGAUCGAUACGGUGAAAGAUCCUGCGAUAGAGGUCUGGAAAAUGCUACAGCGCAGAGGUAAAGUCUAUACUGACGGACGAUCCCGGCUUGCGACGUUCUUGUGUAGUCUUCUAAGAGUCGAGCGUCCUGGUCCUCCAUAUAUCAUAGGGCUUAUUCACUGUGUGGUGAGGAUUGUGACCUUGCUCCUCGACAGUAUGAUGCAGCAAGCUGCGAGAGAGAUGCCACCGGUAGACCAUCGUGUUUGGUCUGAAUUUACUGGCACCCUUGACACGAUCUGCUGGUACAGGAGGUUUAUCUGCACACCAACCUCUGGGAUUAUGGGUCUGGUGCCUGAGGCCGCCAGAGCCGGCGACGUGUGCACCAUCAUAGCAGGCUGUCGCACCCCGAUCGUUCUUCGCAGAGAGAACAGAGGCUACAGAGUCGUUGGAGAGGCCUUCCUCUACGGUUUCAUGAACGGUCAAGUUAGUGAGUGGCUCAAGGACGGCAGAGCGCAGCUCGAGGAGAUGGCGCUCUACUGA